This is a messenger RNA of Phycomyces blakesleeanus NRRL 1555(-), 936 nucleotides long. RefSeq lists its product as hypothetical. The transcript has 6 exons. Bases 1 to 936 code for a protein of 311 amino acids. Gene Ontology annotation, biological process: mRNA export from nucleus. NCBI's taxonomy places the organism in Eukaryota, Fungi, Mucoromycota, Mucoromycetes, Mucorales, Phycomycetaceae. The record is from RefSeq and is a predicted model, not a curated record. Gene Ontology annotation, molecular function: protein binding. Gene Ontology annotation, cellular component: THO complex part of transcription export complex.
AUGUUUGAUAAUUCCAAAAUAAAGGAAUACAAAGGCCACAAAGAAAAAGUACACACAGUCGCGUGGAAUUGUGACGGACGUCGAUUGGCAUCCGGAUCUGUUGACAAGACUGCCAGAGUUUGGACACCUCAUCGUGGCACGGACAUUCGGUACUCGAUUGAGCUCAAAGGACACACAGACAGUGUAGAUCAACUUGAUUGGGAUCCAACUCAUCCAGAUCGUUUAGCUACAGCAUCGUGCGAUAAGACAGCUCGUGUGUGGGAUCAAAGAUCCGGAAAGUGUACAGCUGUAGUCCAGACAGGCGGAGAAAACAUAAACAUAUGUUGGAGUCCUGAUGGUAAUAAUAUUGCUGUGGGGGAUAAGAGUGACACUAUAAGUAUCAUCGAUACUCGCACCUACACAAUUGCUAAAACCCAGAAACACAACGUGGAGGUCAAUGAAAUUGCAUGGAACAAUGCAAACAACCUAUUUUAUGUUACAACUGGACAGGGAACUAUAAAAGUGUACGAAUAUCCUUCACUUAAACUCCUUCAGUCUUUGCGUGGACAUACUGCGAACUGCUAUUGUGUCGAAGCCGACCCAACCAAUAGAUACCUGGCCGUUGGAUCAGCAGAUGCGAUGGUGACAUUGUGGGAUAUGGAAAAGUAUACUUGUGUCAGAGCAUUUUCUGAAUUAACAUGGCCAGUGCGUACACUUAGUUUCAGUUAUGAUGGUCAAUUCAUCGCAUCUGCCUCGGAAGAUAACUUUAUUGAUAUUUCUCAUGUCGAGAGUGGCGAAUCUGUUCAUCACAUUGAAUGUACUGCUGCCAUGAACACUGUCGCAUGGCAUCCACGCGAUUAUUUCUUAGCUUACGCAGGCGAUGAAAUGAACUCUGAAGGAAAAUACGCUGGAAAUCUCAAGAUUUUCAAUAUCAAAGAUCCAAGAGAAACUCUGUAG